CAGUGCCUCAUUCGUGUUUGCCGCUUCGUGGGCAACGGACGCUUCCUCAGAACUCAAGUGGAGUGACGGGCUCGAGAAGGGAACCGGAACCGGAAACGAAAUCGAAAGCGACGGAGAGAGCACAAGCCUGUUGAGGGUUUGGAGGCGCGUUCGAACCGGAAGUCUCCACAUGUAACCUGGUCCAAAGUUCCAGCCGGAGAAACUUCGAUCGCCAAGGAGAAGCCCAGUAUGGGCGCAUUGAAGGCUAAGGCGGCUAUUUGGCUGCUCCUGCUCAUCGCACACACUCAGGCAGUGAGAGAAAACCCCCUUAAGGACCCUCGCAUAUGCGGACGACCACAAUGUGACUUGCCAAAUCCAAAGUUCAGUUACGCCGAAUUACUGUACAAAUAUGAAUAUACGGUGGCGGUGCGGACCGAGUUCGCUGGUUCCGGCGACAACAGCUCGGAUCUGCUGCUUAAGGCCAACUUGGAGAUAUUCUUCCCGAAGCCCUGCGAGGGAUACUUGAGGAUCAACGAUGCCAAGCUCUACGACAAAUUGGACGGGUUGAGUGAAACGUCCAACGACAGCGAAUCUGCCGAAAAGCCCAAGGAUUCGUACGACUACUAUGAUACCUUGGCCAGCGAGGAGUCCGAACCGGCAAGCUAUGAGAACCUCCAUCCCAAGAGCAUGAAUCUGCAAGCGGAUCUGAGCCAGAACCUACUGCGCUUUUCCUACCAUGACGGCCUCAUCAGCGAAGUGUGUCCGCAGGAGCUGGAGACGCCCUGGGUGCUCAACAUCAAGAAGGGCAUUCUGUCGGCCUUCCAGAACACCAUGAUGCGCUUCGACGUCGACUCCAACACCACCGAAACGGAUGUGUCUGGCCAGUGCCAGGUGCAGUACGCCCUCGAGGACACCGACAGCGUUUAUGUCAAGAUCCGUAAGACGAAGGACAUCAAUUCCUGCAGACAGCGCUACGCCACCCACUCGGUGCUACAGACCACGCCCUACACGUUCCGCGAUGACAAGACUAUAUGGCCCAUCCUUAAAUCUGAGAGUCAUUGCAAUCUGACCAUUGACAACAAUGUCUACCGCGAGGUCAGUUGUCUGGAGACCCAUCUGCUGGUGCCGUUUUCCAAUGCCAGCUCUGGUGCCCUGACCACCAGUAGCAGUCGCCUGAGUCUCAAGGGCGAGGAAACUUACAGCGUUGGCGAGUUCCUGGAGCAGAAUCCCGAGCUGGUUGAACGUCGUGCCACCCUGGUCUUUGACCAUACGCCCGCUGUGAAGCCCUCGCACGAUGAGAUUAAGGCUGCCCGUGAACUUUUGGUGCAGAUGUGCAGAGUUGGCUUCCCCAACAUCCAGCGUGAGUUCAUUGACGUGUUCACCAACUUUCUGCAGACCUCCAAAAGCCUCGACUACAAGACUUUAUCCGUGCUGCUUCAGCGGUCUGCCAGUACCUGCGAACAGGGCAAAAACCAUGUGCUAGAAUCGCUACCCUAUAUCGGCAGCACCGCCGCAUAUAAGGUAAUGCGGGAUCAGAUCGUCAGUGGUCGGGUGUCGAAGGAGAAGGCCCACAGCUGGAUGACAACGCUGUCCUUCAUCACCCGUCCCGACGAAGAGACCCUGGAAACGUUUCAAACGAUCCUCGAGUUUGCCAAGAACAGGCUGGACCCAGAGUACACCCUGGGAGCCACUGCGGUAGUGCACAGCUUCUGCAGACACAACGAGUUCUGUGAGGAGAACCUGCGAGUGCAGCAGAUCAUAAACCUUCUGGAGACCGAGUUCCUAUCUUUGUACAACAAAUUCAAAGGAGAACGUCGCACCCGCGAGCGAAUGGUGAUUUUGCUAAAAGGAUUAGGCAACAUUGGAGUUGUGUCCCCUGCUUUUGCCGAGCGACUGCAAGGGGUUAUCAGGGAUGAUGAAGCACCAGUGGACAUACGACUGCAGGGUAUUUUAGCCUUCCGCCGCGUGGACUGUCUUCGAUACCGCAGUUACUUCCUGGAGACCUAUGCCAACUACACUCUGAACUCGGAGCUGCGCAUAUACAGUUACCUGCAGGCCAUGAGGUGUCCAGAUUAUAUAUCCGUUGGAGCCAUUAAAUCGGUGCUGGAUCAUGAGGAAAUCAACCAGGUGGGCUCGUUCGUCUGGUCGCAUCUCACCAACCUGGCCAAGUCGAAUUCCCCCGUUCGCAUCGAGGCCCAGGGUCUGCUGCUUAACGAUGAGCUCUCCGAACGCUUCAAGAUGGACUUCCGUAAGUUUUCCAGAAACUACGAGCACAGUUUGUUCUUUGACGAGUAUAACUUCGGAACUACCGCGGAUGCAAAUAUUAUCUUUGCCACUGAUUCCUAUUUACCAAGAAUUGCCAGCCUCAACUUCACGGCCGAUCUCUUUGGUCAGUCAGUGAACUUCUUCGAGUUCACUGCCCGCGCCGAAGGACUGGAGGAGCUGGCGUCCAAUGCCUUUGGACCCAAGGGUCCUUUGAGCGGCGAGCUGCUGCGCAAGAAGCUCUCCUUCCUCAACCGUUGGCUGGGCAACGAAAGUGCCGAGGAGGACGAUACCCUCGAGAAUCUGCUUAGUCUGGAUAAUCUGCGACUCAAGAGGAAGGCCCAGCAAUCUGUUGAUGCCUAUGACCGGGAAGAGGACGAAGAGUACGACUUCGAGGAGUCUUUGGAAGGUUCGAAGCGUCAUAAACGGGAUGCAGGCAGCACUCGCAAGCAGGAAAUUGAUCGCAAUGUGGACAGUCUGGGUUACAAGUUGAAGUAUGACUACAAUAACCCACGAGCACAGUUUGGUCUUCGGAUCUUCGGCAACGAUCUGCAAUACUACAAUGUGGAGUCCAUGGUGGAGGUGAUGGCUUUGGCCGCCACAUUCAAUCCCUUCCAGCAGGCCAAGAACGUGCUUUCCGGCAGAGAGUUCAACUACACAAAGUCGCGGGUAUUUCUGGAUGCCUCUUAUACAGUGCCCCUGGCAGUCGGCCUUCCAUUGGCCAUUCACGCCUUCGGAGCCUCUUCCGUGGAUCUGCGUAUCAGUGGUAACCUGGAUCAAGUGGAUCCACCCACCGAUUGGCACUUUGAUGUCGAGGGCCGGUUCAAGCCCUCCGUUUCCGUGGAUGUGAUCACCACCAUGCAGACGGACAUGUUCUGGGAUCAAUCGGGCAUCAAGGUGAAGAGCAACCUGUACUCCAACUCGGAGCUGGUGGCCAAGCUGAAGGUGCGUGGCCGCAAUCUGGUCUCCUUCUCCUUCAAUCUCCCGCAGGACCAGAACGAAAUAUUCAGCUUCCGAUCCGAACUUCUGGUGCAAAAGCGUGAGGCGGAGCUGCCCCAGGCGGGUAUUGUCAAACGGAGUGCCAAUUCCACCUGCACGUGGCCCGUUCUCGAUCAGGCCAUCGGACUGCAGAUGUGCUCCCACUAUAGUGUUCCGGAUUUGAGUAAUGCCACCGGGAUUUACCCGAGCCUUUUGCUGGCAGGACCACUCAACUUCAGCUUGAUCCUUAAGAAAUCCGAUCUAACUGCUAAGAAGUAUGUGUUCGAGUACAAAUGGGACCAGCAGGAUCAGGACAACAACUUCUCGCUGGUGUUCACUACACCAGGCUCAAAGGUUCCGCGAGUUUUGGUCGCGAAUGUGACCAAGGUAACCGAUGCCUUCAAUGCCUCCGUGGCAUUCGUCAAUGGCCCCAAUCGGGUAUCCGCCGGUUGCAGUUAUGAUGGAGAUCCAGACUUCCGACGCUUGGAUGUUUACCUUGACACGAAUGGAAACAGAUCUCUGGACCUGGGUAUGGAACUGCGAAGGCAUCAAGACUUCACCGCCUGGAUCUACAAUCCCAGAAUACUGCUCGCAAUUAAUGGAGUCAACAUAACCGGACUGGCAGGCACCGUGAAAGUCAACGAAAAGAAUGGCAUUAAGCAGAACGACGUAGAUCUCUCCUUUGAGACCAAAAAGCUUCAGGCUGUGAUCAAGGGUAACAUCGUGCAAAGCGAGAUAACCACUUCCACCAACAUGACCAUUAAGUACAGGUUCCAAGCAAACAAGAUCGAGGAGAUUAACUUCGCAGGCAAGCUGAUAAAUAAUGGAGAUAAAACCAAAACAGAGUAUCGUGGUAACAUGAAGCUGCAGACCUCGGCAUAUCCUAAGCUAAACUUCGCCUCGGAUGCAACUUGGCUUAGUCUACAGGGCCACACUGAAGGCAUGAUCACCUACAAUAAUGCACCAGAUUAUGUAAAUCCCAACUAUACGAGUCUGCUGCGCUUGGUCUUCGCUCGUUCUCAUUCAGAGGAUUCCGCAUGGGAGGGCUCACGUACGCGGGCCAGUCUAGAACUGAAGUUGCCCAGAUCAAAGAUUGACUACCGCAUCUUAGUAAAGCACGAAGAGCGCAGCAAGAAUGGAACCGAGCACAAUGUGAUCGUGGGUCUGAAGUACGCUCCUGAGAAAGAGAUCACAGGUUUAUUCUCCGUUCAUUUGCCACGACGAAACCUGUUUGCCAUUGAUGCCUACAUGAACGUGACUGUGCCGGAAUUCAAUUCUUGUACGGCCAGCCUGAAAGUGAACGAAAAAGCCACCAAGGACUAUCUGAUCUUCAUUAAUGGUUCCUGGUUUACUGGACACUCAAUCGCAGUCAAGGCCAACUACAAAGACCGCAGUUCCCGGGUACAGGCCCUACAUCAUCUCAAGAUGAUUGUGGAGAGUCCAUCCUUCGAGCUGACCUCCCUCAAUAUUGUGUACCGCCGAAACCAGCUACUGAUCUUCUACGAUGUGCAGGCCAAGUACGGCAAGGACCCCUAUGGCCUCACAGUACAAUAUGCAGCAAAUGCACACAAUCGCAACUCCAAUGCAGAGGUACGAUUGAAGGUUAAGGAACGCGACUACUGGAUCAAUGCCAAGCUGUUGUCGGAGCAGCCAAAGCUUCUGCAGUUGGAAAUUCACAUAGAUAAAAUACGUGAUGUGCACAUCAAAGUUGGCCUGCUGAAUGUGGACAAGCGCAAGGAGCUCUCCCUGGAACUCAAGUGGGAUGCUAAUCGUGAUCCUAGCCAGAGAUUGGGCCUGCUUGCAGAGUACAAUAGUCCGGGAACAAAGCACUAUGAUGGAAACGUGAUGGUCACCUAUCCGGAGCGCACCAUCAACUUUGGUUUCAACACUUUCACUGGAGGACCCAAGUACUUUGGCAAGGCUCACGCUUCCUGGAGCAUAAACGAGGUGAUCGAGUUCGAGUACGAGGCGGGUUUGCUACCUGGUCGGUCGCUCCACAACUGGGUGAAGGCUGAGCUGCGUACGCCAUUCGAUGGUUGGCGGACCAACAGUCUUAAUGCCGGAGUCUAUAACCUGCACAACCUGAUCCUAAUCAACUCCACGCUCUUUUGGGCAGAUGAUCAGAAGCUGCAGGUGGGCUUCAAGAGCGACUACGACAUCAACGAUCAGCUGGUGAGCUUUGAUGUACGCUUUGGCAUCAACAGCACCAUUCGGGAUAUUCCCACAAUCAAUGUGAAGGUGGUGCAUUGGAAGGACGCCAAAAAGGUUGACACGGAGCUGUAUCUGGGAUACAGUGGCCAGAACGAUACCUUUAACACAUACAGCGUGGACUCCAGUUGGGAGAUUGAGCGGAAUGAGCGAUAUCACAAUGUUUCCGGCUUGGUGCAUCUGGUUAGUCCGUUCCAGGGUUACGAGAAAGGUGGUCUAGUGGCCCAAUUUUCUUUGAGCGAUAAGCGUGAGGUCAGUGGAGCAGCUUCACUCAACUUCGAUGUGAGGGAGUUCACUCUGACCAUGGACGGGUAUGUUAAGAAAUUCACGGACAAUAUGCUAACCAUCAACAUAACCACUCCUCUGGAGAAAUUCCGUACAAUCAACGCUCGCUUUGGCCUAAAUGAAAAGAAACGUCAUGCGGUUGCUGAGGUAAGAGCACCAACGGCAGCUCUUGGAGUGGAGGCCUUGGCUGACAUAAAGAAUCUUCUUAACUUCGAUGUCAAACUGAGCCUAGCCACGCCCAUCGAGAGCUUCCAACAGGCGGCGAUAUUUGCACUGUUCCAACCGGAGCGUGUUGACAUGCGCGGGCUGUGGAACAACGUUACUCUGGGAUUCACGGGCGUGUGGCACAUGGAGAAUAUCACAGACUUUGAGUACUCCUAUCUGGUGUUCACUCCUCUGGCUGGCUUCGAGCAAAAUGGAUUUAUAGUUCAGCUGCUGAAGAGGGACGAGUUCGUCUUCCAGUUACAUGGCAAGUUAUCCCACUAUAAGCUCGGUGUCAAGAUCAAUGGAAAACCGAAAUCAGAUUUGGUCAAUAAGCUAGGCAGCAACAAGAUGGAGUUGGAGAUGCUCUAUGAUGCAGAUUUUAAGCCCCUGAAUGUUGAGACAGAUUACAAGCCUGAUCCGGAUGUGGAGUACUUCUCAUACUUCACAGACUUCCAGGUGGACACUCUAGUCUGGCCCACUAUUGUGGGCAAUGUGGACAUUCAGGAGAUCAUCGACUUCUACCUGGUUGUUGGUCAUGUGGAUCUGCCACAGGGUAAAUUGGAGUUCAAGGACCGCCUUCACUACCCAGACUACAUUAAUGUGCACAAUCUUCUGACCGUGACUACACCGUUUGCUGUGGCCAAAGAUAUCAAAUCGAUUGUGGAGUACCACGUCGACUUGCACUUUAACUCCUUCUAUGAGCGCAUUAAAUUCGCAGUGAACGAUGACAAGAACCAGUUGAAGGAACUGGGUUUUGAGUUUAACUACACCAAACUGCAGGACAAUGUGAAACCAAAGGCGCAUGAUGUUCAGCUAAAGCUUAUUACACCCUAUGAAUUGCUCAGACAGAUCGACAUACAUGGUCGCGUGGAACUGGACGAUAAUGCCUAUAAGGGAAACAUCAGCUCAGUCACGGCUUACACACGUCUCUCGAUGGCCGCCUCCGUAGAGAACGAGGACAACUUCCUGGAAACCUCAGUAGGCAUUGUGCUGGAAACGGACGUUAUUCCACACUAUGGCUGCCAGGUGUACUUCAAAAAGGACUUUUCUGCCAUCGAUAACACCAUCGACAUUCGCUUCGAGGUCACCGAUAAUGGAACAUUGAACCAGCUUCAAAUUACGACUGAUUGGCAUACAGAUUCCUCGUACGUAGUCAAUGCCAAUGGAAAGAUCCGUACUACCAUGCUGCCACUUCAACUGGCGUCCUCUUCAGUUCUCCUCACGAGGGAUCAAAACCCCCAGCUCAAUUUCGAUCUUAACUUCCUGAGCCAGGACGGCCAAAGCAUAUCUUACGGAACGCGAGCAAACAAAAAGAAGGAUGUCUUUAACAUUGAAGUGUGGACUCCUUUGAAAAACUUCCGAAACAUUUCCAUGCAUGGUACUGUCGCCAGAAACCCCCGUGAUGCUGAGCGCUAUGAUGUCUCAGGGUUCUUGUAUCGGAAUAUGGCCACAUAUGGCAUCACAGGAGCUGUCCGCAUGUCCAAAAGCCUGCCCAUCGAUGUGACUAUAAGGGUUCAGCCCAAAGCUGGCGGAAGGGAUGGUGUAAUUGAGUUGAACAUCCACGAGAAGGGACCAAAGAAGAUCGGCUUCUCCUUUAGCGCCAUUGAGGAUGGCAAGAUGUGCCAGAUCUCCGGAGGAUACAGUGUCAGCGAGGGCAACGGAGCCAUGGAUUUCUCAGUUCUGGUGGAGAGUACGGAGCCGGAAAUCGCCCGCAUCAACUUCAAUGGCAACCUAAAGCCUAACUCUAAGGGAUCCAUUGUGGGUGACCUCAACUUGGAGACCCCUUGGAAGGAGCUCGGAAUCGAUUCGGUUCACCUGCACUCAGAUGUGGGUGUUGGCAGUACUGGCGGUAACAUAGUCGGCGAGUAUAAGAUCGGACAGUAUAUCGGACGAGGAAGUUGCCUGUGGUCUUGGAUCCUAUCCGAGAAUCUUCAGCUGGUGCUGGAGAGUUAUCUUGAGAGACCAAACGCUCGGCCGAGAAUUGUUCAUGCCAGUGCCAAGUACCUAAACCCAGGACAAAACUUCGCUCAGUUGCAGAUGGGCGGUCGCCUGAGUGUUGACUCCAAAUGGAACCUCGAUGUGAAUGGCAGUGUGCACUAUAAAUCCUCCGAUGACUUCGACUUCAGAGUUAUUUCCGAAUUGCCCUUACCAGUGGGGGAUCGCCAUCAGUUGAGUGCCAGCUACCAGGGUAAUGUGAUUAGCAAACAGUUCAUCAACCCCGAUUUUGUCAUCGAGACAAGCUACGAGAGCUUGGAGGCACAGAACAAACUUCUGUCCCGAGUUUCUUUCCGCAAUACAACCAAUGACUUGAAGGGCUUAACCCACGUGGAAUGGGGAAAGCUGCAGAGUCUGUCUGUCGUGGAGGGAGACUUUGAGCUCCUACGGAAGACAGGUGGCCGACAAGAGUUCUAUGCCAAGAUGAUCACACCCAAGUUCAAGGACGAGCACACUUUUGCCCUUUCCGGACACUACGAUAAGAAGAAUGCGGAAUACCACAACCUUGUGUGUGCUUUGGACUAUCCAGCCAGUCGUCGAAUCACCGAUCUGGAUGUUUCCUUUAAUUCGCUGAGCAACAUGAACGGUGUAUUUAACAGUACCAUGCCAACCUUCCUCAACGUUAGUUGGUUCAAGACUGAUUUUGAUUUUACCACCAAGAGUGGGAAGAGCUAUCGAUACUGCCACUGCUUUUGGCCCGAGGACUCGGCGUACUUCAAGUUGAAGAGCAACUACGACAGUGACAGCACCAAUUUCAACCACAACCUCAAUGGUAAUGUAGAGAUAGAAGUUCCAUUGGCAACUCGCCAUCGGGCGGAGAUUUUCUAUAGCCUGACGAAGCGACGCAACCAGGACCAAGGACAAGUCAAGGUCAACUACAAUGAAAGGCAAGUUCUUGAUGGCACAUAUAAACGGGCGGAGCAGCAGAAGCAUCCCAUUUACAAGGAGACGACUGACAUCUCGCUGGAGAACGACGUAAAGCCUUUGGGUAUACACUAUCGCAGUUUGAGGGAUGCCAGCGAUCCCGCAGGAACGCAGGAUGUGAAGCAUUUAGAGGUCUUUGAGUUGCGAAACACGCAGAACUUUAACCUGACCGGCGAAUUGCACUCACGGACCACUGUCAAGGCUCAGGACUUCAAGGUGGUGGCUAUUCAUCCGAACCGCGCCGUGGUGCUGACCACCAAGUUCGAGGAUGUCAGCCCCCAAGUAAUCAGGCAGCACACCAAGUUGGAGUUGUCGGAGACCGCCUGGAUAGGGUAUAACCUGGAGCUGGGCAACUUUAGCAAGGUUGGCAACGAGUCCCAGAGCUUCGCCCUGGAAAUCUUCUAUCCGAAGCGAAAUCUCUCCUCCUCGGGCCAGUACUACAUGACGGACGACCACUUCAACUCCGACCUGUCCUUCCAAUGGGCAGGUGGGGACUACGAGCUUCAGCCCAAGGCAAUUCACAGCAACCUGCAGUGGACGGCUGAACCAUUGCGCCGCGGAGAUCGUGAACAUCGCACUAUAGCGUUGACAGUGGCACAUCCUCUUCUGGAGAAGGACAUCAACUGCAAGGCUACGUACUACCGCGGAUUGCAGGAUCUGCUAAGAACUCACAUCACCAUCAACUACUCGGACAAUCCUGACCAACUAAUUGAGUUGGGUGCUCAACUGAGGGACAGGUACAGUGAACUGGGCCACACCAACUACACCUUCCAUGUGUACGGCAAGCACCAGGCUUCUGAGCUGGAUGUGCAGCUUAACGGCACGCUCGCGGCCCGCAACUCAUACUAUAAGACGGAGUCCACGGCCCACUACAAGCGUGACAUCUUCCCGGCGAGAUACGGCAAGUUCCUGGCCCUGCUCGAUGUCAAUAAGCGGGAAUUGGAAUACGAACGUGUGUCGCCAUUCCAUACGGUGCGACUACAUCUGCUGCCCACCAUCCGGUACCCCGUUUACGGUUUGAAUGCCACAAUUUGGGAUACUCCUGACACAAACCACUCGGGAUACAUAUACACGAACUUGUUGGAGCGAUAUGCUCGCAUGGAUUUCAACUUGACGGAGGAUGCCAGCCAAAACCUGCAAAUGGUGGCCGACAUCCCGGACACUCGCAGUGCCUUUCUGGACAUCUGGCGCAACUACGAGGAGAUCCGCGUGAUCGACGUCAGUUCGUACCUGAAGAUGAAUCACUCCCGUUUGAUCACAGGUCGAUUCCAUUGGCGUCCGGCUAUUCGGCAAGAAGUGCGUGAGAAAAUACACGCCGUGGGCAAAUCGGUCUACAGCUCAUUCUCGGAAGGAAUCGACUUUUGGAUCAAGUCGAUCUACACGGAAACCACGGAAUCGAUGGCCGUGGUAUGGAACACGGCUAAGGAGUACAACAAGGACUUCAUCGACGACAUUGGUCAGCUGAGCGUGCUGGAGGAGGAUCUUGCCGAUCUGCGGCUGUUUGUAAAUCAGUCAUAUGAGGCCAACGAUUUCUAUAUCAAGCACGUGGUUAACUUUACGCUGACUAUCCUGGAUGAGCUUGCCAUCAGAGACCACAUCGAAUCGCUGCCCAAGAUCUUCACAGAACUGUGGCAGGCGAUGGGAGAUUCGGGCAAGGCUCUACGCAACAGUAUUGUGUGGCUGAUCGAAACCAUUAAAACCACAUAUACAAACCUAUUGGAUGCCGUGGCCCGAUUCUUCCAUGGCGAGAGUCUAACCUACAUAUCCGGUCUGAUGGAGAAGGGCAUUGCGAAGUACGAUAGCUUUGUCAAGGAAUUGCACAUCAAGUUCAUUAAAUACAUCGAAAACCUGUGGCACAAAACUUGGACUCUGGCGGAGAAUCACUGGAAGGCAGUACUCAAGCGAUUUGAGCCCCAUCUCUUCAAGAUGAUUAGCUUUAUAGAGACAACUGCCUGGAAUCUCAGUAAGGAGGUGUUCGAUUUUAUUUACAAACGCACCAAUGAGCUGGCGGAGUCUCCAUACUUCAAUAAGGUCUCUAGUUUUACGGCUGAUGCGGAUCGACUUUAUCGCGACAUCAAGGCCAACGAUGCCAUUACCAACAUCAAAAAGUACUCAACGCUGGCGUGGAAUUUCAUCAAGGAGAAGUACUUCAAGCUGGUGCCCUUCGGGGCUGAGUUGAAUGAGGUGCUCACCGAAAUCUGGCAGGAGAUCAAAGAACUUGAAAAGAUUGAACAGGUGCAGAUCAUGGUGCAAAAGUACUACGAGGUGGUGGCCAAAAUCGAUUGGGUUGCCGACGAACUUCAGCUAGAAAAUCGUAUGCAUCAAGUGUACGGACUGAUGCGGAAUAAGUUCCGAAAUUAUGCCAUGAAUGCCUUGGAAACCGCCGACAUGUAUAGGGAGGCCAAGACCAAGUUUGUUUUCGAUCCCGAAGUGGGUAUUAUCGAUCUGGAACAAAAGUUACCCAUGUCAUGGCACGCCUUCAACGAGACACCCAAGUUCGAGGAGAUUCCCGAGUACCAGGUGCUGGCCAAGGCGCAGAGCUUCUUCAGUGAGACUAACUCCUCAAUCGUCAUGAAGCUGUACAACAUGCGGACUCAUCUGGACCCCAAGACCUGGCUGCCACCCUACUACUCUCGCGCCUUGCUCAUCGACUCGCGGCACUACAUGACAUUUGACCAGCGGUAUGUGGGUCUGAACCUCAACUUUGACGAGUUUGGAAAUGGGCGACCCAAUUCCCAGUGCAGCUAUCUUCUAGCCCACGACUUCUUCAAACGAAACUUCACCUUGCUUUUGGAGCCAGCGAGCAAAUCCCUGGCUGGCCAAGGACUGACGCGCAAACUGAGCUUCAUUGCCAAUGAUCAACUGAUUGAAAUUGACCUGGGCACAGACCAUAUAAGCAUCAAUGGCAACCCGCAACCCAUACUGCCGCUCAAACUGGGCGCUGUAAACAUUCAUCGGGAUCUGGACGUACUUUCGAUCACCUCGGACACCGAGUUCAGUCUGCACUGUAAUGUGCAGUUCGAUCUGUGCUGGUUCGAAGUGAGCGGAUGGUACUUCGCCAGGACAGCGGGAUUACUGGGCACCCUGAACAACGAACCCUCGGAUGAGUACACCAUGUCCAACAGCGUGAUUGCCAACGAGACGCAGCAGUUCACGGAUUCGUGGAGCCUGAAGCAGUGCAGGCAGACGAAGUUGGCCCAGAGCCAAGAGGUCAGCAAGGAGGUGAGUGAGACCUGCACCAGCUUCUUCCGCACCGGCAUCCUGGCCCCCUGCAGUGCGGUCCUCGAUCCCGCUCCCUUCUACGACAUGUGUCUGGACUUGGGCAUGAAAUCGCCGCCCAUUCGAAAGGGACAUCCGGCUGUCAAAGGUGCUUGUGCAGCAGCUUUGGCUUACAUCGAGGCCUGUACAGCUCUGAAGGUUCCCAUGCGCGUGCCUUCUCAGUGUGUGUUCUGCCAACUGACCAAUGGUUCAUAUGUACCCGAAGGCACUUUCAUGGAGCUUUCGGGCAGCGAGAUUCCACGCAGUAGCGAUGUGGUCUUCAUUGUGGAGGCCAAGGAGUGCAAUGCCAAUCUCAGGGCGUCCAAAAACAUCAUGACCGUGGUCAGCAGCAUUGAGGAGCAGUUGCAGGCCGCCAGGCUUACGAACAAUCGUUAUGGUGUACUGGCCUUUGGCGGAGUGGCACCCUACGACAAGCCAAGGAGCGUUAUAUACGAACACAACGAGUUCACCUCCAAGCCGGAUCAGCUGGCUGACUACUUUGGCCACAUCAACACCGGAAAUGGCAGCAGCAACGACAUCCUAAUGGCCAUUUCCGCAGCUGCCAAGCUAAACUUCCGUCCGGGUGUGUCGAAGACCUUCAUCCUGCUCUCCUGCAGCAGGUGCGCGGCCAAGGACAUGCGAUUCGACUACACCUCCAUUUUGCAAUACAUGUUGGAGGAGGGCAUCAACCUGCACAUCCUGGCGGACACAGAAUUCGACUUUGAGCGCAACAAAAAGCUGCGUCACUUCUUUGGAUUGGACAGCAAACUGGUCUACUCGAAACGUUUCCCCGAAGGCGAUGCCGAAACCCGCAAUACGACGCACAUUCCCAAGAGCAAUUUGGGCAUCUGCACAACGCUCGCUGUCGAGACUCAGGGAUCCGUGUUCAGUGCCCGCAAGCUGCAGCCAGAGCGGAAAUAUCCCAUCAAGAGGUUCGCCACCAUAUUCGCCAAGCGAGUCGCCCUCAGUGCCACGCCCAUCCAGAGCCAGACCUGCGAGUGCUCCGCCCACAACACGGGCGUCUCCUACAUGGCCUGCUCACCACAGGCUUUGCCCGAGGAGAAGUACGAUCUGGAUGACUAUGACUCCUUCAACAACUGGGAUUGGGGAGACGAGCUGGAGGGAGAGGCAAAAGUAGUGUCGUAGUUCUUAGUACGCCGCAAUUAGUUAGCUAGUUCAGUUAUGUCCCUGCAGAAUAUAAGGUUUUUCUAAUGCAUAACCGACAGGCAUAUUUUGUAAAAUAAAUCACCAUUUAAAGCCAUA
Drosophila elegans is the source of this 13356-nucleotide messenger RNA. RefSeq lists its product as uncharacterized. The transcript is spliced from 20 exons. The record is from RefSeq and is a predicted model, not a curated record. The coding region runs from base 229 to 13239 and encodes 4336 amino acids. NCBI's taxonomy places the organism in Eukaryota, Metazoa, Arthropoda, Insecta, Diptera, Drosophilidae. Gene Ontology annotation, biological process: lipid transport. Gene Ontology annotation, molecular function: lipid carrier activity.